AUGUGGCUGUUGAUGGGGAAAGAUCAAGAGGAAGAAGCUGGAAUACUUUGGGCACUUUUGAAGGGGAGAUGGAGACCAUCUGGAGAGGAGGAUGCUGCAGGAAUGAGUGCCAGGACAGAGAUAAAAGUGAGCGGAAAGGAAAUGGAGGCUGAACAACAUCAAAGAGGCCACUCUACUCCAGAAUUGAGCAAGUCGCUGUGCACUCACUCUGGCAGAGAUACAAGUUGGACAGUUAGCAAUUCUGAGUGGGUAAGUAAUCCAACAAGAUCCCACAGCAAACAUCUCUUGGGUGGCUGGACCAAUAAUGAAAGAAAGCAGAGACGGCAUUUCAGCUGGGUGUACAACCAAAUCUGCAAUAUCUCUGAGGUCUGCCUCUGUGGAGUUCUUUUGAAAAACUGUGAAAGAGAAUGUGAACAAGGCAUGGAUAGCCUGGUUCUGGGUGUGCAAAGCUGUGGCUUCCCCUCCUAUGGACGCCUUCUGAACAGGAGAUCUGACUUCCUCCCCAAACCAAGGCAUCCUGAAAACAUUCAAACAGAGGAAGCAUUUUUUCACCAUGACAUAGGAAAGGGCCACAGAGAUCCAAGUGGAAACGGACAUUUCAUGUGAGUGACUAUUUCUGCCUCAGCUUGGCUUCUUGCCUAAUUCAACAGACACUUAGGUGGCUGAGGAGGGAAAUUUUUGUUAAAAUGAACCCAGCUCUGAGUUGGACAUGGAGCCUCUUGACUAGUGGCCGAGUUCCUUGUGCUAGCUUGGCAAAAUUAGCAAAUUUUUCUUUUAGUUGUUGUUAGGUUUUGAAAAUACUUCAUUUCCUGGCCACAGUUAUCUUUCUGUAGUAGAUAAAGGGACAGAUCUCUUCCAUCUCCACCAUAUAACACUUCUAUCAUCUUAGAAACUAUUUUCUCAACCAGGCAGGAUCCCCUGAGGACUCACUCUCACUCUCCAUGGCUUCUUGACAGCUGGCUUACAACCAAGUGGUCUCCAAAAACUCCCUUUUUCUGAUUGUGUAUGUCAGUGGAAGUCUGUUUGCUGUCAUCAGAAAGUUCAUCUUACAUGUAUGACCA
Manis pentadactyla (Chinese pangolin) is the source of this 1061-nucleotide messenger RNA. RefSeq lists its product as uncharacterized. The transcript is spliced from 4 exons. The record is from RefSeq and is a predicted model, not a curated record. NCBI's taxonomy places the organism in Eukaryota, Metazoa, Chordata, Mammalia, Pholidota, Manidae. The coding region runs from base 1 to 606 and encodes 201 amino acids.